Podospora anserina S mat+ is the source of this 759-nucleotide messenger RNA. RefSeq lists its product as uncharacterized. The annotation marks the transcript as partial. The record is from RefSeq and is a predicted model, not a curated record. The transcript has 2 exons. Gene Ontology annotation, biological process: cytoskeleton organization; regulation of adenylate cyclase activity. Gene Ontology annotation, molecular function: actin binding; adenylate cyclase binding. Gene Ontology annotation, cellular component: cytoplasm. NCBI's taxonomy places the organism in Eukaryota, Fungi, Ascomycota, Sordariomycetes, Sordariales, Podosporaceae.
ACAAAUGGUCCUCCCCCUCCCGGUCCUCCACCGGUUCUUAGGAUUAACGAGCAAAAGGCGGAGCCUGCUCCGGCCGGCGGGUUUGGCGCUGUUUUCUCGGAGUUGAACCAGGGCGAGGCGGUGACCAAGGGUCUUAGGAAGGUCGACAAGUCUGAGAUGACGCAUAAGAACCCGUCGCUCCGCGCGAGCUCGGUGGUGUCGUCUGAGGGCUCUUCUGCUCGCGGGAAGAGCCCGGCUCCGGGGAAGAAGCCCAAGCCGGAGAGCAUGCGGGUUAAGAAGCCGCCCAAGAAGGUGCUUGAAGGAAACAAGUGGACCAUUGAAAACUACGACAGCCAAGACGAACCCAUCGAGAUUGAAGUCGAAAUGAGCCACUCCCUCCUCAUCUCCAAGUGCACCAAAACCACCAUCGUCCUCAAGGGCAAGGCGAACGCUGUCACGAUUGAAAACACGACGAGAUUGUCUCUUGUUGUGGAUGAUUUGGUCUCCACCAUUGACGCGGUCAAGUCGCAGAACUUGGCGCUGCAGGUCAUGGGGAAGAUUCCGACGGUGCUGUUGGAUCAGGUGGAUGGUGCGCAGAUUUACUUUAGUAAGGAGAGCAAGAGCACGAGGGUUUUCACGAGCAAGAGCACGGGGGUGAAUGUGAAUGUGAUUGGGGAGGAUGAUGACUACAAGGAGCUGCCGCUGCCGAAUCAGAUUUGUUCGUAUUAUGAUGAGGAGAAAGGGGAGAUGGUGAACGAGAUUGUUAGUCAUGCUGGCUAG